AUGUUUCUAUCUCCCUCUUCUCUCUCUCUGUAUAUAUGUAUCUAUCUCCUCCUCUCUCUCUGUAUAUAUGUUUCUAUCUCCCUCCUCUCUCUCUCUCUGUAUAUAUGUUUCUAUCUCCCUCCUCUCUCUCUCUCUCUGUAUAUAUGUUUCUAUCCCUCCUCUCUCUCUCUCUCUCUGUAUAUAUGUUUCUAUCUCCCUCUCUCUCUCUCUCUCUGUAUAUAUGUUUCUAUCUCCCUCCUCUCUCUCUCUCUGUAUAUAUGUUUCUAUCUCCUCCCUCUCUCUCUCUCUGUAUAUAUGUUUCUAUCUCCUCCCUCUCUCUCUCUCUCUGUAUAUAUGUUUCUAUCUCCCUCCUCUCUCUCUCUCUCUGUAUAUAUGUUUCUAUCUCCCCUCCUCUCUCUCUCUCUGUAUAUAUUUUCUAUCUCCCUCCUCUCUCUCUCUCUCUCUGUAUAUAUGUUUUCUAUCUCCCUCCUCUCUCUCUCUCUCUGUAUAUAUGUUUCUAUCUCCCUCCUCUCUCUCUCUCUGUAUAUAUGUUUCUAUCCCCCUCCUCUCUCUCUCUGUCUGUAUAUGUUUCUAUCUCCCUCCUCUCUCUCUCUCUGUAUAUAUGUUUCUAUCUCCCUCCUCUCUCUCUCUGUAUAUAUGUUUCUCUCCCCUCUCUCUCUCUCUGUAUAUAUGUUUCUAUCUCCCUCUCUCUCUCUCUGUAUAUAUGUUUCUAUCUCCCCCUCUCUCUCUCUCUCUGUAUAUGUUUCUAUCUCCCUCCUCUCUCUCUCUCUGUAUAUAUGUUUCUAUCUCCCUCCUCUCUCUCUCUCUCUGUAUAUAUGUUUCUAUCUCCCUCUCUCUCUCUCUCUCUGUAUAUAUGUUUCUAUCUCCCUCCUCUCUCUCUCUCUCUGUAUAUAUGUUUCUAUCUCCUCCUCUCUCUCUCUCUCUGUAUAUAUGUUUCUCUCUCCCCUCCUCUCUCUCUCUCUCUGUAUAUAUGUUUCUAUCUCCCUCCUCUCUCUCUCUCUCUGUAUAUAUGUUUCUAUCUCCCUCCUCUCUCUCUCUCUCUGUAUAUAUGUUUCUAUCUCCCUCCUCUCUCUCUCUCUGUAUAUAUGUUUCUAUCUCCCUCCUCUCUCUCUCUCUGUAUAUAUGUUUCUAUCUCCCUCCUCUCUCUCUCUCUGUAUAUAUGUUUCUAUCUCCCCUCUCUCUCUCUCUCUCUAUAUAUGUUUCUCCUCUCCUCUCUCUCUCUGUAUAUCUGUUUCUAUCUCCCUCUCUCUCUCUCUCUGUAUAUCUGUUUCUAUCUCCUCCUCUCUCUCUCUCUCUCUCUAUAUCUGUUUUCUAUCUCCCCUCUCUCUCUCUCUCUGUAUAUCUGUUUCUAUCUCCCUCCUCUCUCUCUCUCUGUAUAUCUGUUUCUAUCUCCCUCCUCUCUCUCUCUCUCUGUAUAUCUGUUUCUAUCUCCCUCCUCUCUCUCUCUUUCUGUUUCUCUUUGAAUUUUCCUUUUUUCUCUUCCAUUUUCCUUUUUUCUCUUCCAUUUUUCUUUUUAUUGUUUCUCCUUUCCUUUUCUUUUUCUCUUUUUUGCUUUGCUUGACCUUAUUUCCUUCUCCCCUUUUUUUUUUUCUUUUUGUUCCUUUUACAACCAGGGCUUGGAAUUUUUCCCUUCUCCUUUGCAUAACAUCCAAUUCCAAGAAGGAAAAAAACCCCUGA
Acanthosepion pharaonis is the source of this 1677-nucleotide messenger RNA. NCBI's taxonomy places the organism in Eukaryota, Metazoa, Mollusca, Cephalopoda, Sepiida, Sepiidae. The record is from the annotation of a GenBank genome assembly.